Molecule: messenger RNA, 3555 nt
Organism: Symbiodinium sp. CCMP2592
Lineage: Eukaryota; Dinophyceae; Suessiales; Symbiodiniaceae
Source: the annotation of a GenBank genome assembly
AUGGCUGCGGCUGGAGCCCAAACUCAAGACGCCGAUUCCCCACGCGAAGAUGCCGGUCGGCGCAAGCACAUGCCCCGGGACAACAUGGAGGUACUGCACCGACUGCACCACCCCUUGCCCACCGAGCAGGACCAGGAAGAACACCGCAGAGACAGCGAUCCGGGACAGGGCGACCCAGAUCGGCGGAAGCACGGCCCCGUGAAGUGCCCGAAUUACACGAUCCUGCUGAAGAACGGCCAGACCUGCGAGCGGAGUGGGAGCAGUGAACCCGGGCAACGAGAGCCACCUGGGCAGCAAGGGGACCACAAUGCCCACCGGCAGUACACGAAAGUCCCGAAGAAGGGCAAGACCCACCACAACGGAGAUGAGCCCCACGAAACGCUAGAUGAGCUGUCGAGCUAUGUGCAGCUCACGGACCUGGUCGUCCUUGCCACUGCCCGAACCACCUGGCCUACAGAUGACGAUGACCCCUUCCAGGAAGGGUGGGAGCCGGUAUGGUAUGCCACGAUUCUUGCCGAUGGUCAUGAACUGCAGCGAUCGGGAAUAGACACCCUGACCUUUGCGGACGCCAUCGACCGAGCGAUCGCCAGCCGAAAUGAUAACAGGUAUGCGGACGAAGCAAGAGGCUGGGCAGCUGGCCUCCGUAAACGGUGGCUUAGACGACCUCAAUACGGACGACCACACCGAUGGGGCCCACAUCCACCCGAGUAUGCCGAGGAGUUUGCGACCGAUGUGGAGAACAUGAUGCGGGCAAGAUGGUUGAGAGAGCUGUGCCCUGAGGCUGUCAUGAAUCGAGCAUGUGAGGGCUCAAGGAUUGCCGCAGGCUUCGCCGAUCCAUCUUGCAGCUCCGAGGCACUGGAGAGAGAGUGGCACGAGGCCAGGAACCGUCACUUAUCGCGAUCAAGAACUCCACAGAGACGCCACGCGCUUGCAGCCGGACCUCGUCCACCUGACAACCAAGGAGGCGGACCGAGUAGACGACGGAUGCUUGAAGAGGACCUGAGCUGCUGGGACUCCGAGGUCCGAAUGCACCUCCUCCACUAUGGCACACAGGCCUCUCAGGAGGCCAACGUUGAAGAUGAGACGGGUACAAACUCACCUCGGCGACUACUUGGACGAAGAGUAUCCACCACAACCACGACCGAAGAAGCAGAUGAACCAGACCUCUCUGCCCUAGUGGUGCGGAAGUGGCUCCUGAAGAAGAAGGGAAAGGGCGGGUACAUGCGCAGGCUUGUGGACAACCCGGCAGCAUGGAAGCAGGGCCCAGGGGUCAAGGAUAUGGGAGAUGCCCAUUUCAUCUGGAGGGCAAUGCUGCAACUUGAAUCCGACGAAGAGUGCGAAGACGCCGAACCACAGAGAAUGCCGGGGUUCAUCAACGACCCUGUUUGGUCCAGUGUGUGGGAGACCCUGAUGAACCAGUCCGAACCGGCCUUUCGCCUGAUGCGCAGAGCACUACCUGGGUUCCUGGAACUCGUCGGCCAGGACCUACAGAGCAUUGUGGACCAGGUGGCACACCAAAGAGGCAUCGCCGAUGAUGCCGAGGAAGACGAGGGAGAACAAGCCUCGGCAAGCACAGCAAGACCUGGAAGGGAAGCCGAAGAGACGGAUGAGGUCCAGGUUCAAGUUGAAGAGGAACAGGCCGAUGGAGAACCAGACCUCUCUACCCUGAUGCAGAGCAAGAGCAAGGUGGCAGGUGGGCGAAGCUCGCCAGCCGGACGAGCCCCUGACAGCGAUCCAGGACAACCCGGAGAAGGUGGGCGGGAGCUCAUCCCAGGGGAGGUGCCCGAGACGGUGACCGAGCCGAAGAACGACGAACAGAGCAGCUCCAUUCGGAGCCUGACCCGAGAAUGCAACAGUAAACUGUGUGUUCUGCGAGAUGAACUCGAGGAACAGUGGUACCAGGGCAUGGAGGUGAACUGCGCAAUCAACAAGUUACGAGCGGAAUGCACGGCCGGGCUCCGGGAUGUGGAACUGCAGGAGUGCACUCACAUCCUGCAACAGCUCCUCGCGGUCAUCCCCCCAGAACACCAGAGACCGCAGCCGACAGGAAGGCCAGAGAGUGACUGGCCCCUUAGCCCCUCCCAACAACAAUGGGUGAUGACUACGGCUCAGCAAGUGCGACAGCUGACCACUUUGAGUGCACAACCCGAUGACGGUGAGGAGGUGGCCAUGAUGCAAAGGACGCUCACAGGCACCCUUUUUGCAGAGACGCCCCACCUUGCGAAGUCGCUGAACCAGGCCAUCCAGCAAAGGGCGGCAGACGUCCCAGAAUGGGAUAGUGUCCACGCGGUGUUGGUGGCACAUGCCGGCAAGCCCAAGGCGGCACUUUGCGGGGCCCCCAUCUACGGACGUGAAGAGUGGCUACGACGAUGGACGGCCAGGUUGCUCAUACGCGGUGGGAUAGCAAAUGAGCCUCUUGAACCAGAACGAGCCUCGUCCUCGCAUGAGAUCCCUGUCCCGGCGAGGGAGGAAACGCCGGAGGAACAACAAGAAAGGCUGGCGCGGCAACAAAAUGAGGAGGACGCGCAGCUGUACCGAUGGCACCAACGAGAAGUAGCACGUGAGGAGCAACAGAGAGCACGAGAAGCACAGCUACGUGAUCGGGCAACCCUACAGGCUCAUCUUGGAUGGAGCAGUGCCCCGCCAGGAAAGAAAAUCCGAGUGACAGUGGAAAUGAGGUCGACCACGGCAAGCAAGUACUCGGAAUGGGAGGUGGGAGAAGGGGACGAGAUCAAGAUCAAGCUGGGCAUCAGCAUGGUGGAACAUGGCGGCAACCACAUCCACGAAGGAAGGAAGGUCGACCGAGAGAUCGGCACACGGGAGCUGCUGAGGCGGGAGCAACAACUGGUGGAACAAAUGCAGCACGACCAGACCCGCCCAGGAGACGAGGACAAGCCGGAAGACAAGCGACAGUCGUGGAGCACUAACGACCCAAACCUGCAGCCGCACUACCAGGCAUGGAGAGAAGGACGCACCGACUUCAAGGGCCUUGUGGAGAGAGUCGGCGAGGAUGCGGCGGUGUACCUUGUGGAGGCAGCCGAGGUGGCCCAACUUGAGUUGGACACAGUGCCUGAUAUGGACGUGAGCGCGCGAGAUGAGUGGCUGCGGGGGGAAGAUGUCGACAAUAUCCUAACAAGACCGGCGUGCAUCGCAGAUUACUACAGAUGGGCUGAAGGGGACCUCAUGGAGAGCGACGUGGUGGACAAAUGGGGAGGGCAGGUCAAAAGGGCUUUCCAUGCAUGGUUCAUAGCAGGAGGUCCGCCACAACACCCAGAAGAUGGUGGAGAGGCUGCGCCACUUGCGGAACGGACCGAGAUGGAGGAGGAAGCCCACAACCAGGCCUUGGAUGCUCCGGAUCUCCCAGAAGGUGAAGGUGGCAUACCCGACACGAUGGAUGAGAUGGAAACGGUCCCCUGGGAGCCACCGGCGUGGGAUAUCUAUGUGCCGUACAGCAAUGUACCGCCUGGAGACCGAAGGGCAGAAGAGGAGGGCAGCGAUGAACAUAGGCGACGGGAUGGGAUCAGAAAGUGGGGAUCCCCGAGCUCGGGAAGCUGA